This is a messenger RNA of Ostertagia ostertagi, 3777 nucleotides long. Lineage: Eukaryota; Metazoa; Nematoda; Chromadorea; Rhabditida; Trichostrongylidae. The record is from the annotation of a GenBank genome assembly.
AUGGAUCGUGAAGCAUUCGUUAAAGGGCAGCUCGAAGCAGUUCAUAAAGCGCUCACCAAAUAUGAAGUGCCUCUUAAACCGAAACACGCCCGGCGUCUCAUCGUUGGAACUCACCAAGAAAGGUCCGCGGCAGUGUUCUGGAAUGCUGUCAAUCGAAUUCAGUUGGAAAAAAAUCCUGUGAUGACAUGGAAGUUCUGCCAUCUUCUUCAUAAACUUAUUCGCGAUGGGCACAGAAAAGUACCGGAUGAAUCCCACAGGUUUAUAUCGAGGAUAAAGCAGUUAGGACAAUUUUGGAAGCAUCUCAAUACUUCGGGAUAUGGAAUCUGCAACGAAACUUAUAGCAAGCUGCUUGCAGAGAGACUCGAAUUCCAUCGAAAGUACCCUGUAAUGCCGGGCAGCCUCAUACUAACUGAAGCUCAAAUCAAAACUCUUGAGAGCGAUUUGGAUAAUGCAUUUGAAAUGACGAUUGACAUGUUGGAUCAAAUGGACAAUUUGCUCAGUUUACAGUCAAACGUGUACGAUGCUAUGGAGUGCCUUCGUUGGAGCUCUCUGGUUCCUCAAGGGCAGUGCUUACUCGCACCGCUAAUUUUAGUAAUACUUGACACAAGCAAGUUUUAUGACUAUCUUGUCAAGAUGAUUUUCAAGCUGCAUGGGCAGUUGCCACCAGAUGCGCUUGAGGGGCACCGUACCAGGUUCAGGGCAGCACCUAACUUUCUCCAAGCUUCGGAUUUGGACAGCUAUCAAACGCCCCAUGCUUAUCUUCAUUCUGAAGGUUCAGAAGAUGGACAGUCAGUGGCUGCUGAUGAGGUUUUACUGGACCUAAGCUCAGAAGAACAACGGAAUGAGCAGCAAGCACGUACUUCAGGCCAGUCGGAUCCAAGGGAUGAGCACAUUUUGGCGUUGACUAGGGAUCUCGAAGACGAGCGGUUUGCUAAGGAGCGGCUGAUAGCGGAGGCACGUUCUCGUAUCGAGCAGUACGAAAAUAGACUGGCUCAAAUGCAAGGAGAGUAUGAGCACGCACGACGGGAAGCUGACGAAGCUCGUGAGGAGUCAGAGAGCCUGCGGCGUGAUUUGGCCACUCGAGACGCACAGCGUGUGGAAAGCAACGACACGCGGGUGCAGGAAGCGCAGGAACAGGCACGAUUGGCCGAACAACGCUUUGCCAAAAUGAAGGCAGCAUACGAAAAGUUCCGAACUGAACAUGUUUCGGCUUUGACGAAGCUGGGAGAAUUACAGAAAGAAUUUGAAGCUAGUGAAAAGAGAAGGCUGGACAAAGAUGAAGAGUUAACAAGUCUUAGUCGGAAACUGGAAGAGAAUGAGAAAAGCCUUUCGGCAGUGUCUUCCAAAGCAGAAAGUGAUGCAGUAGCAGUGGAUGAACUACGGUCGCAACUAGCGAAAGCUGACAUUGAAAUGGAACAACUACGUCAGAGUCUCGAACAUCUUAAAGCCGAACAUAAGUCGGAGUUGGUCACUGCUUCAGAUCGUUUUGUGGAUGAAAAGGCUGCAAUCGAAAAGAAGAUAAACGAAAGUGAUGCAGUAGCAGUGGAUGAACUACGGUCGCAACUAGCGAAAGCUGACAUUGAAAUGGAACAACUACGUCAGAGUCUCGAACAUCUUAAAGCCGAACAUAAGUCGGAGUUGGUCACUGCUUCAGAUCGUUUUGUGGAUGAAAAGGCUGCAAUCGAAAAGAAGUUAAACGGAGAAAUUCGUGCUGCCGUGUCAACGAUUCUCCUCCGCUGCGAUGAAGAGCUCCCCAACGUCACUUCCAUAUCUUAUCCCCCACAUCUUGCUCAGUCUGCACUGAACGUCUUCUUGUCACUGUUGAGUGAAAAGGGUUCGCCGACAGUAACUGAUUUGAUAGUAUUAACACAUUCAUGCGUCCUUUCUGUGAAUGCUUGCGCUGCUGCUGCUUACACUGCUUCUAUCCAGCAUUUCGAUGAUUUGAAUGAACAAUGCCAUCUUGUGGUGCGAACAGCAAGAGAGGCGUUCGCGUCACAAAUCCUGAACACUGAUAAGCUAAGCUCGGAAGCACGGAAACUUCAGGAAAUGAUGACCGGAUUGCCUUUACAGACAGAUGUGGACAAGGAUAUUGUUGGCGCUGAACUUGAAAGUGAAAUGUUACGCAUGAGUGAAGCGAUUCGUGCAGCUGUUGAAGAAAUCGAAAAGAUUCAGGAGAAGGCACGCAUUAACACAGAGGGAAUCAGAUUGGAAGUGAACGAGGCCAUUCUCGGGUGCUGUCAACAGUUGAUGUCUGCUAUCAUGGCACUAGUUAUUUCUUCUCGAGAACUUCAAAUGGAAAUAGUCGCGGCUGGAAAGGGCGGUGCUUCUCCACAUGAGUUUUAUAAGCGAAAUCAUCAGUGGACCGAGGGUCUUCUAUCUGCUGCAAAGGCUGUCGGCGUAGCUGCACGUGUGCUUGUGGAUUCUGCUGACGGUGUUGUCACAAGACAAGGGAAGUUCGAGCAACUCAUUGUCGCAGCUCAGGAGAUUGCGGCGUCUACUGCACAACUAUUUGUGUCUAGUCGUGUCAAGGCUGACAGGGACUCUCAAAAGCUUGCUGCCUUAUCGGUUUCAUCAAAAAGUGUUAAUCAGUGCACUGCACAAGUGGUGGCUGCCGUGAAGAAUGCGCAAACCACUCUGAAUGUUCAAGACAACCUCGAUUUCUCUCAUCUCACCCUACACGAAGCGAAAAAGGAGGAAAUGGAGUCUCAGGUACGCAUGUUGGAGCUAGAACAGCAACUAGUGAUGGAAAGAAAGAAGUUGGCAGAACUAAGGAAACAGCACUACCACAUGGCACAGCUCGCUGUGGCCGAGCAGCGCAUGGAUCGCGAGGGUGAUGGGAAUGAAAACGUCCCGUUGUUAAGAGAUGAUCAACGUGGACAGUCCUAUCUGGAAGGAGGGAGAGACGAGCUUGAGGCUACACAUCGUGGAAGUGUAGAGAAUGUAGAUGACGCUGGCGAAAGACGCCCAACAGGUGCAACGGUUACCUGUCGUGUAUGUGAGGAGCAAAUUGAACUCAAUGGUCGUGACAACCAACAUGUCGUCAAGUGCAGUGCUUGCCACGAAGCCACACCAAUUCGUCCAGCUCCUGCUGGCAAGAAAUAUGUACGCUGCCCAUGCAAUUGUCUCCUAAUUUGCAAAGCAGCAUCCACUCGCAUUGCAUGUCCACGCGGAAAUUGUCGCCGUGUUAUCACUCUUGGACAUCGGGAGCCACAAGGGAGUGCUAUCCGUGCUCCAGCUGGUAGCUGUCGUGUACAAUGUGUUCAUUGUUCUGAAGUGUUCCUGUUCAACACUUUGAGCAAUUGCCUCGCACACUGCCCUCACUGCAAGAAGAACUCAACUGUCGGAGGUUUUGCUCGACGUCGUGCUCUGAUAUAUCUUGUAACAGCAGUGACUGCCCUUCUCUUCAGCGUACUGUUGACUAUUAUGACAACGAAUACUGCUUCUAAACAUCCAAUUAUGUAUGGUGCAUGGGCGCUCGCUUAUCUCGUUGUCGUCUACCUUUCCUACAAUUUCAUCAAGUUCUGGAUGGUGAAGCGUAAUAAGACUGUCUCAACUGUCGGAGGUUUUGCUCGACGUCGUGCUCUGAUAUAUCUUGUAACAGCAGUGACUGCCCUUCUAUUCAGCGUACUGUUGACUAUUAUGACAACGAAUACUGCUUCUCAACAUCCAAUUAUGUAUGGUGCAUGGGCGCUCGCUUAUCUCGUUGUCGUCUACCUUUCCUACAAUUUCAUCAAGUUCUGGAUGGUGAAGUUGAGCACUGUGCUUGGACCAAUCUAA